AUGACAGACGCAACGAAUCACCCCUUAUCUGGCCUCUGGCAACCUACUCAGCUCCAGAAACUGCAUUAUGGUGCUGACUCCGUGAAACAACAUCUCCUCUCCUGUCUUCCAAAAGAGUCAAGCAAAGCCUUUGUCAUUACUGGAAACUCUCUGGCCAGCAAGACGCCUCUGGUGAAGCAAGUUGAAGCGCUCCUGGGCGAUAAACAUGCAGGUACCUUCUCAAAGAUAGGCGAACACGCGCCUGUCGCCCAACUAGACGAAGCAACCGACCUUGUGAAGAAGGAUCAAAGCAUCGAUACCGUAAUCUCCAUUGGUGGCGGAAGCCCAAUCGACAGCUCAAAAGCCAUCAGCUACCGGCUGAACGAAAAGACGGGAAAAUACCUUUACCACAUCGCCAUCCCGACAACCCUAAGUGCAAGUGAAUGCACCCUGAUGGCCGGCUACACACAAUCUGACGGCGUGAAAACUGGUGUUCGAGCCAAAGAACUCGUCCCUCACGUCGUCAUCUACGAUGCCAAAUUCGCCCUACAUACCCCUGAACGCCUUUGGAUGUCAACUGGUCUCCGCGCCAUGGACCACGCCAUCGAGCUACUGUAUCAUCCCACCGCCACUGAGAUGCCCGCUAGAUGGUUGACUCUACAGUCUGCAGCUACACUCUUCGAAGCCCUACCAAAAUACAAACAAAACCCCAAAGACGAGGAUGUUAUUACAAGGUUGCAGCUUGCCGCUUUUGCUUCCCUGGGAUUUUUGGGCUACAACAUCAAAGGCGGUCUCGGCCUCUCUCAUGCCCUAGGCUACGCGCUGGGUUCUCCCUAUGGUAUUCCUCAUGGCAUCACAUCAUGCCUCACUCUGGGACACGUAGUCAAGCUCAAGGCUCAAGACCCCGCUGCAGCAGAGCAGGUAGCUCGCCUGCUUCCAUUCAUCGGAGAGUCGGCGUCUGGCGAUGCCAAGGCUGAUGCUGAAAAGGUUGGAGACGAAAUCUUGAGGCUGGUCAAGGAUCUAGGGUUGGAUAGUGACUUGAGGAAUUACAAAGUAGGCAAAGAUCAGAUUCCUGUCAUCACAGAGCGGGCAACGGGUGGGCAGAAGGAAGGAAAGGCCUAUGAUGCUGUUGAGGGGUUGGUAAAGGGAUUGUUUGUUUGA
Alternaria postmessia is the source of this 1140-nucleotide messenger RNA. RefSeq lists its product as uncharacterized. The record is from RefSeq and is a predicted model, not a curated record. Lineage: Eukaryota; Fungi; Ascomycota; Dothideomycetes; Pleosporales; Pleosporaceae. Gene Ontology annotation, molecular function: metal ion binding; alcohol dehydrogenase (NAD+) activity. The coding region runs from base 1 to 1140 and encodes 379 amino acids. Gene Ontology annotation, cellular component: mitochondrion. The transcript has a single exon.